Messenger RNA from Parathielavia appendiculata, 1317 nucleotides. Its product is annotated as Zinc/iron permease. Gene Ontology annotation, cellular component: plasma membrane. Bases 1 to 1317 code for a protein of 438 amino acids. The record is from RefSeq and is a predicted model, not a curated record. Gene Ontology annotation, biological process: zinc ion transmembrane transport. Gene Ontology annotation, molecular function: zinc ion transmembrane transporter activity. The transcript is spliced from 5 exons. NCBI's taxonomy places the organism in Eukaryota, Fungi, Ascomycota, Sordariomycetes, Sordariales, Chaetomiaceae.
AUGGAGUCCCUGGGAGGAAAGCCGGUCUGUGGUAGCGGCGAGGUGGUUGGCGAGUAUGAUCUUGCCCUCCAUGUCGCGGCUCUGUUCUUGGUUCUCACGGCCUCCAUCUUUGGCGCUGGUUUUCCGGUCGUCGCGAAGAAGGUCAAAUGGGUCAAGGUGCCGGCAAAGACAUUUUUCAUCUGUAAACACUUCGGUACUGGUGUCCUGGUAGCCACAGCGUUUGUCCAUCUGCUCCCGACCGCAUUUGGCAACCUCAUGGACCCUUGCCUUCCAGACUUGUUCACCGACCAGUAUCCGGCCAUGCCUGGUGUCAUUAUGAUGGGUUCCAUGUUCUGCCUCUUCGUCAUCGAGAUGUACCUCAACGGAAAGAUGGGCGGCCACUCCCACUCCCACGGCGGGCCCAUGGGAUUUAAGACACAUAGUCACAAGCCGCCCGCAGCCAGUCAUGCCUCCCCACCUCCGCGGCCGCCGAGAUACACAAGCGCCACGGAAUUUGAGAUUGAGGACAUCGACUACGAGAAGAAGAUGGCCCAGAAGCUUUACGAGGAGCGAAUGAGAGCAUACCCGCCUGAGAAGAAUCCGUAUGCCGACGGCAAGGGGCUCACCGACCAGUCCGAGAUGCCGCCCUGGUUCAUCGUCUUCUACGAGCAAUACGUCCGCCAGAGGCUCGAGAUGAUGAAUAUGAUCCAGUCCAUGCAGCCGACGCCGCCGCCGCAGCAGCAGCAGACCUACGGGUCUGAGAAGCGCCGGACCACGAUCUCCGAAACGCCGCUGAUCGACUCGCCGUACAUUGACGUCGAGACUGGCCAGCCGGUCGACCCGGCCGUGUACCGCAAGAUGUCGAUGAACAUCACGCUGCUCGAGGGCGGCAUCCUGUUUCACUCGGUCUUUGUCGGCAUGACCAUCAGCAUCACCAUCGAGGGUUUUCUUAUCUUGCUGGUUGCGAUCUUGUUCCAUCAGAUGUUUGAGGGCCUCGGUCUCGGAGCCCGCAUCGCAGAGGUCCCCUACCGGCGCGGCAGCCUCCGUCCGUGGGUGCUGGUUGUUGCCUUUGGGACGACGGCGCCGAUAGGUCAGGCCAUUGGGCUUGUUGUUAGGGACUGGUACGAUCCGAACAGCGCGUUUGGGCUCAUUAUUGUGGGCGUGUUCAAUGCUAUUUCAUCUGGUCUCCUGCUCUAUGCUGCUCUUGUCGAUCUCAUGGCCGAGGACUUUUUGUCUGAGGAGGCCAACCGGACCAUGACAAAGAAGGACCGGUUGAUGGCGUUUUUCUUCCUGAUUCUUGGAGCUAUUGGCAUGUCCAUUGUGGGCGCUUUUGCGUGA